AUGGCGGCCGUCGCUAUAGAGAGCUGUUUGCAAUUACAACAUCUGUUCAAAGACAUAUCUCCGAUGUUUGACCGCACAGAGUCGGAAAAUGUUGUGCAAUCUUUGAAAAAUAACUAUGGAGGCAAAUUCAAUUCGCUAAGAAGUCACGAUUUAUUGCAAUGUUUACAACUUCUUGCGAAGCAUGGCUAUGUGUCUGGAGGCAAAGUGAAACUAAUCGAAGACUACGUUGCUCCGAAAUCGAGCAAAGAAGAACUGAUCAAAGAAGCUAUAAGAAAGUUUAAAGCCUCUCGUCCAGCUGUUAAAGAGGAGGAAUUUCAAGGGCGGGACGAUGACAUUAAGGAGAUCACCGAAAAACUGGAGUUAAAAGACGUCCCAGUGUUGAACUUGUUUGGGUCUUCCGGUGUUGGAAAGACAAGACUCGCCAACGAAGUUUGCUCACAGUGGCGAGGAAAUUAUCGAGUCUUUGAUCUUAGAGAAGUUAAUAGUAUGAAAGCAAUGUAUUACCACAUCCUUAGUUCCCUUGACCUUGCUGUUCCAGUCGGUUUCAUGAACCUGAACUAUGUUGCGGUAAAAAACAUUCGCGAUAAGGUCAAAGAUUUAAAAAGUGGAGGGCAUUCCGUUCUGUUCUUGCUCGAUAAUGUGGACCAGUUUGCCACAGGACAAGAAAUGGAUGGGAAGAGCCUAAAAACAGACUUUGUACAGUUCCUCGAACAACUUUUCGAACUCGAUGGCAAAGGAGAAAGAUGUGCAUUAAAGCUGCUGCUCACAUCGAGGAUUGAGUUCACAAAUGCCAAACUGGUGGAUAACUUUAAAGUGAAGUCUCUAAAAACGUCUUCUUCAGAGAAGAUUCUUUUUCCUGCGGGAUCAACUGGUGUUCAAGUCCACCAGAAAGAUAAUCUAAUCGGCAUCUCCAAAGGAUUCCCAAUUGUUCUUAAAGGAAUGGGUGCUAUUUUGCGCCAGGAAAGAAAAUCUGCAGAUGACCUUAUUGCUGGAGUUGUUGCUACUCCAGAGAAAACAAAAGUGCACGAGGAUGCUGAAGAAAUGUCAGUUAGUUUUGAAGAAGAAGGAGUUGAUGCAGGUCAGAUAUCUGUAAUCAGAGAAAUGUUUGCUACACUUCCAAGUGACAGUUUAAAAGUGACUGCAGUUGUAAUUUCCUUGUUUCAUGGGCCAUUCUCUGUGGCAACAGCCUCCAAGGUUCUCGGUAUUGACCAAACAGAGGCUCUUGCACAGCUAGAGGGUCUUGUGGCCAGUGCAAUAAUUUCUGUAGUCGAUAAAGAAGCAAAAGAGAGGAAAUAUGACAUUCAUCCACUCUUACAAAAGUAUGCUGACAGUAUCAAGAGUGACAAACACUUUUUCGCAGCCUACAUGGAAGCAAAGGGACGCUAUUACGAACUCUUUAUGUCCAGGAUGAAGAAAAUAGCGAAACUUAUAGAUCCCGAGUAUGUCAAAGCAUUUCAUUUGUUUGACACUGACAGGGCAAAUUAUGAGUUUGCUCUUGAGAUCUCCUUACAACCAGAAUAUUUCAAAGUUCCAGGUGAAUUUCAUGAGAAUGCUUUGAUUGCAUCACUUUUCAUGGUAAUGCUGACUGAACGCAAGGUAUUUACCCUGUUUCAUUCCUGGGCUGAGAUGUGUGAAGAUGAUGGAAAAUCAGGUAAGGGUCAUAAUGGCUCUGACUGUUCUAAUGCUUGUCUGUUAUAUCAUAUUUAAUUGGAAGAAAUUGACUUAUGAUUCUUAUGUUGUCCAGGAGACAUUUUAUCAACAGUCAUAUCAGUAGCUCAUUGACAUGGGUAAAAUUAACAAUUGGAAGCUUAUUUCCACUCCUAAAAGUGGAAUGAAGUAUCUCAGCUUUAUUAAUAAAGUAACAACAAUUCAUAAUCCUAUUUUUCUGACAGAUAUGAUUCAUGCUUUAACCUUAACUCCCAAGAUCUGAUUGUUAAUUCUCUCCUCUACCUGCUACACAUUUUUGUGUAAAUUAGUUAUGAGAACUUGGUUAUAGAUCAAGAUAGCAGCUUCUACCUGAUAAGUUUAAAUAUUCUUAUUACUUGUUUGCUAAAUAUUGUAUUAUGGAUAUUAUAGGGAGAAGUUUCAUAUUAAUCACUUGUGGGAAUUAAAGGGUUAACCCUUCACACCCUAACAUCAGUAUACAGAUUAGCCGUUGCUGAGAAUCUUGUGAAAUGGUGAUGAACCUGCUCGGGUGGAUAAAGAGCAUAGAAAUAUUAGACGGGGCACGGUGAUUAUCAAUGUCAUGCAUCAAAGAGGAAACCAAAUGAGAAUAGAGCAUAGUUAUUGGUAAGAUUCUGGAGUUAACAAAUAGCGGGCACUAUGAGAUUUGCUAUCCGCAAAAUACAUUAGUCGUAGAGCACGUUUUUUGUAAAAUGAGAACCUUAUUUAAAUGAGUGUUAGCAGCUUGUCCCCAGGCAAUAAGACCAUAAGAGAUAUAGGGUUCAAUUAAGGAGCGGUAGAUGUUAAGAAGUGUGGCAAAUGGGACAAGAUGUCUUAACCUGGCAAUUAUACCAAUUCCUUUACUAACUUUAGAUGAGAUAUAAUCAAUAUGAUACUUCCAAGAGAGGUUAUUAUCUAUCAGAAAUUCUAGAUAUUUCACAAAAGUUUUUUUGUUCUAGAGAUACACUUUUUUAAGAUCGUUAUUAUAAAUUUUCAAGUGAACUAUGUAGUCCAAUUUGCGUUGGUAAGGAUGGAAAAUAACAAAGUUAGAUUUACUAGUGUUAAGAGAAAGUUUGUUUGCGUCCAACCAGUCACCCACUUUUGCGAGUUCAUCAUUAACAACUUUUUCAAGAUCCUUAAGAUCUUUGUUUGAAUAAAACAAGUUAGUAUCGUCAGCAAAUAGGUAAAACUCAAAAAUCUGGGAGCAACGGUAAAUGUCGUUAACAUAAAUCAAAAAAAGAGAAGGGGGCCUGGUACAGACCCUUGAGGGACACCACAAACUAUCUCUUCUAUAUAUUCGACACGGUUGAACCAAUUUGAGUCGACUGGUUCCUGUUCAACAAGUACAAGAAGAGAACCAGUUAUUAAUUAUUCCUCUGACUCCAUAAUGAUAUAAUUUGUGCAGUAAGAUUGAGUGAUCCACCGUAUCAAAAGCCUUUUUAGGUCAAUAAAAAUACCACAAGAGAAUAACUUUGCAUCAAUAUUAGUUUGAAUUUUGCUUAAGAUAUCUAAAAUUGCAUGUUGGGUUGAACACUUGUCUCUAAAUCCAUAUUGAGAAGUAAAAAGAUACCGUUUUUUUCGCAAUGUGAUUUAAGACGUUUAGCCAUCAAUUCUCAAAUAAUCGAUUGAAGACAGAAAGGAGGGAAAUUGGGCGGUAAUUACAUGGAUCAGUUUCGUCUCCCGAUUUGUAGAUAGGAAUUACUUUUCAAAAAUGGGGAUAAAUACCCGUUGAGAUAGACUUAUUCAUCAUGGCAGCUAAGAGUGGAGAAAGGAUAUGGCGCCCAGAUUUUUUAAAAAGAUGAACCGGGCAAGAAUAUAGGCCAUAUACUUUAUUACUGGGUAUAGCUAAGAUUUCCAAGUCCACCUCGGAUGGAACGACGGGAUCAAAAAAGAAAGACUUAAAGUGAUUAGUGCCGACAAGGUAGUCCUGGAAAUUUAUCCUGGAAGGUGAUAUAUUGCGUGCAAGUCGCGGUCCAAUAGACGCAAAGUACUGAUUAAAGAUAUUGGUUAUUUCAGACGGAUUUUGUGUUACUCCAGAGUUGUUAGAGCGUUGAAGGGCUGAUACUGUUUUUCUGUUACGCUGUCUGUUCAAUAGUUCAUUAAUCCCCUCCCACGUUUUUUUUUAACAUUUCUUAGAUUUGUAGUGAAGUAAGCUUCAUAAUACAAUCUUUUACUGAGACGAGAAAGAGUAACAAUUCUAUUCCUAUACAGCUUAUAUUUUGAGAUAUCUCCUGAAUAAAAGAGUCUAUUCUUUAUUUUGAUAGAUUUACGUAGGCCCUUAGUUAUCCACGGUUUGGAAAAUUGUUUAGCCUUGCGCCUAGAUAAGAUUUUGAGAGGAGCGUGUUUAUUAAUGAGCUUGUUAAAUUUAUUGUAAAAGGAAGAAAAGCAUUUGUCUACAGAUCCAUAUGUCAUUGAGUUAUCCCAAUCAGUAUCCAAGACAUCAUUAAUAAAAGCAUUCUUCAGAGAAGUUGGAAUAAUCGCGAAUUUUAUGUUUAGUAGUAAAUUUUUUGGUAUAAGACUGUGGAUAAAACAAAAUUGGGAGUAGUGAUCACUAAUGUCUGACACGAUAUUUCCACCUGAAAUUUUAUGAUCAAAUCUAUUCAGAAAUAUAUUAUCAAUGAGUGUGGCAGAAUUAUUGUAGACUCUAGUUGGUUUAUCAAUUACCGGGAAGAACGAAUAACAUUGUAAAGAUAACAAAAAUUUUGGGAGUAAUCGGAAAUUUCAGAUUUGAGGAGAUCAAUAUUGAAAUCGCCCAUAAGAUAAACAACUUUAUCAGAGGAGCUAAGUUUUUCUAAAGUAAAGUCAACAUAAUGGAGGAAUUGUUCCGGAUCAUUAUGCUGCCUAUAAAUCACUCCACAAACGAUAUUUUUACUCUUUAGGGAUUCAAUUUCGAUCCAUAAAGCCUGAAAAGCGUCUUUAGAUGUUCUCUCCAGAACCUUAUAUUUCAAACAAUUAUUAAUGUACAUUCCAACACCUCCACAUGAUAGAGGUGUUGGGACAUAUUCAAACUGAUAGUUUGGUAUGCAGGCAUUGAAAUCUAGCCCAGAUGAAUUUGUAAUUUUUGUUUCUGUAAUACCGAUUACACUGAAUUGGUAGUCAAGUUCAUCUAAAAGAUGGACUUGAAAAUUAUCAAUGUUUUUCCGCAAACUUCUUACGUUAGUAUGAAGCAUAGAGAAAGGACAUUGACUAUCUGAUUCAACAAAGACUCUUUAACCUAACAUCAGUAUGUUAAUAUUUUCCAUACUUUUCUCUAAACAUUUCCUAAGGUGCUGAGGAGGAGAAUUUUUUUCACAAUCAAGAGCUUUAGGGGAUACACAAGGGUGACACUUAAUGGACACUCAUGUGCCCCAUUUGAGUUAAAAAUUAAAACUUUCGACUGCCAUUUGAAUUAAGCAUUCAUAGUGGUACCAUGUGCUUCUUUAGGUUUUUAUUAGACACAAAAAAAUGUUUGUGGGGGAGAAGCAUACAUGUAUCACUAAAGAAUAAGUAUUAGUGGUGGUGCAAUGAUCAGGGCUACAUCAACAAAUCAAGGUUCUAUCUUAAAUUUGCUAUGAUUGAAAAAGUGAUUUCUUACUUGCGGAUACAUAUAAAUGCUUGUGUAUGUGAAUAUUAAGAAUUAUUUCAUAUCGAAACAAAAUCACAACUUCAACAUAAUGAAGAUACUUCCAUCAAUUCAACAUUCAAAAUGGCCUACAAACUAGCUAGAGCUAUCAGUGCCAUUUGGAUCCCAAGACUUUUCUUUGUUCAAGGGCUUCAGUGCAGUAUAAUUUGAUGCUAUUGGAAGUGAGAUGUUUAUUCCAGAGUUAUUGAAUUUAUUUUAAUAUUUUGGUUACAAUUUAUCAAUUUUAGUGACUCUGAGCUUAUAACCAGUACCAUAGCUGUAUGUAAACACAUGAGACACAGGAGGCAGCACUGAGAUGAAGUGGUCAAACUUCUGGACUUGAGGAUAAAAUACAAUAUUGCUCUCUGCUGCUUACCAGAUUUGUUAAUGAAAUCGUUUCUAAAAAGGCAACUAGAUCAAUUCUUACCAUCUGGGGGGAUAUAGUUGGUAUUUAAUUCUUUUGUUGUAAUUAGAGUAUUUGUUCUCUUUUUUUUUGGUUUUCAAUCAUUUUUCUAAUCCCAAUAUGAAGGUCAUUAAUUUUAGAACAUUAAUAAUAUGUUAAUUAUCAGAGCUAUUUACAUCACUAUGUAUAGUUUAGACAGAGAUUAAUGCCGAUGACAGAAUUCUUUGUUUAGAAUAAGAAGUAUCUAAGAUGCAAUUGGACUCAUAAAGCAAAGGUAAACACAAGAAACAAACUAAAAAAGCAAAUGAAACAUUAACCCUUUAACUCCCACUGAUGAUAAACCUGUAACUUCUCCCCAUAAUAUCAAUACAUGUUCAAGCAUACAGGUAAUAAGGAUAUAAAAACUUAUGAGAUAGAAGUUGUUAUAUUGUCAGAUAACAGAAAAUUCUCAUGACUAAUUUGGAAGGAGAUAUCAAAUUAGCAGCUAAUUGGUUGGUUUUAGUUUGAAUUCUCAUGGCUUUCAAAGGUUUUUUCCUUUCUUCUGACUGGCCAUCGUAAUUACUUUGGUUUUGGUUUUACAACACUCAAUUGAAAAGCACUCUUCAUUAAGACUGAAUGCAAUUCUCAAUAAGAUUUUUAUGUAAUAGGUUCUCUUGGUAGAACACAGUUGAAGUGCUGGGAAGCCAGGCAAGUUUUAGACAUUCAUGGAACAGAGAAAGCAUUUGAGAUACUGAAGGAAGCUUUGAGUUCAAUGGAGAAAGUUGAAGAUCAAUCCACUGACAUUUUCAAGCUCACUAAAGCCCUUUACUUGCAUACUGAAGGUGAAAUUCUUUGGAGAAACAUUGAUUACAAGAAAGCUCUUGAAAGCUUGCAGUUGUCCUUGACAUUCUCAGAGGAGCUGCUAAAAGAGCAUACAGAUUUGGCAAGGUGCUACAAUGCUAUUGGAAAUUGUUACUCCCGCCUUAACCAGCCAACGGAAGCACUUGAGUUCUAUGAAAAAGCCUAUAAUAUGCAAGAGAAUUUGGCUGGCUCUGAGUAUCACUUUGAUAUGCCAAUGUACAAGCACCAAAUUGGCACAGCAUAUGAGGGUCUCAAAAAGUAUGACAAGGCAGUUGAAUAUUACAGAGAUGCAUUGAGGCUUCUAGAAGAACUCAAUCUUUCAGGUUUUGGGGAUGAAGCACACUUUUGCAGAGAACUUGCCAAUGCCCUUAUCUGGCAGGAGAAAUAUUCAGAAGCAGCCGAACCUGCGAUGCGUGCUUACAACAUUAGGAAGAAUCUUCUAAAGAAUCACCCACUUAUGGUGUGCAGCAUUUUCCAGCGAGCUAACCUUCAGGCCUACUUGCAAGAUUAUGAGGGAGCCUUGAAACUCUACCUUGAAGCAUGGCAGAUGGAGAAGUCGCUUGAUGUUGGGAACCAUAGUGAGGUGUGGCGAAAAAUUAUCACUGGUGUGGAGAACAUGUGUGACUAUUUGAAGAACAGAGAAGAGAAACAAAAAUUUCAAAAAGAUGCUUUGAAGUUUUGUGAACACUUUUGGAUAGAAAAGAAAAAGUCUCCAAGAUUUGCUUUUAAUGAUUCUAACAAGGACAUUAUUGAUGUCUUGAUGGAUCUUGUCAGUGAUGAGAAUGACAAGUAUAAAUUGCAAAAAGAACAGCUUUGGUUCUACGAGGGUAUGUACAAUGCCACCAAAGAAGAACUUCAAAAGGACUGUGACCUGGAAACUGAAAGUGAUACACUUCACUACACAUUGGAAGAAAUGAUCAAGCUUCUUAACCAAGUGAUACACCUUUGUCAUCAACUUAAAGAUUACAAGCAGGAGGAGCAAUAUACAGAUGCGUUACGGGUAUGCUGGUUUUAACUUGCAUUGUUUCUUUAUGAUCUAGUACCUGCAUACUGAUUACAAGUUUAUUUCUAUAUUUCAUCCAUUUCCUAUCACAAAGAUUACUUGCAUGCAUGCUCUAUUGAAAAAGUCUUUAGAAGUCACUUGUAGUCUGCAACACACAGCUGCCUCAUUGACAAUUUAACAAGAGGUAACAGCAACAGCUAGAUAUGAGCUCCCCUUACAUGUAUGUAGAUACAUGUAUACUAAACAUUGUAUAACUUUUUAUUUGAUUUCAUUAUAUAAUGCAGUACAACUACACAAACAGAUGAUAUUGAGACAGCACAGAUAGGAGGGCCAGUUGAUUCUACAUAAUUGAACUAAGUGGAGUGCAAUUUGGUCUGAAAUCAUACAGCAUGCAUGGUUUUCAAAAUUGAACGAGCAGCACACAGCACAACUUUGAUUGAAUUUUGGAAUCACAAGAUUCUAGAAUGAUUUCAGAACAAAAUUGCACAAGACAAAGUUCAAUUACCACUUUAUUACAUUAUUUUGAAUCGCAAAAUUCAAGCCUUCAAAACAACUUUGUUUUUAGUCAGUGCUGAUUUGUAAAAAGUUGUUGUCUCUCAUAUUCUUGUGAUCUGAUAGACCUCUUUUUUAAUCAAGCCUUGAAAUUUAAUUGGUUGUUGUGUUUCAGUAAAGCUGUCUCAUUGACUGGGAAAAAGAUGCGAUUUAGAGCAUAAAAUGGUGCAAUUUGUGAAUAUAUCACACCACUGAUAGCAGCAAUAAGAAUGCAAAUAUCACAAGUGAUUCCAAAAUGGAUGUAAUCAAUGUGUAAAAUGUAUUCAUUUUGUUGUUUAAUCCUAUAUAACAAUAGCCUCUACUCUGUGCAAAAAUGUGCAAGGAUUCUUGUUUACAGACAUUAUCUGUUUUAGGAUACAAACAGUUUUGCAAGAGUGAAGCUUUUUUAAUGAGGAAAACUGUGAGCUUUGAUGGACAGAUGAUGUCUAAAGACAAAUAUAAAAGCAUAUUUUCACACCAAAUGGAAGCUAUCGUGUUUAUUACCCUUCAAACGUUUCUGCAAUGUGCAGAUAAAAUGUUUGCAAACAAUUUAUUGUUUGCAGCCUUAAGGAUGUUAAAUUUUCAGUGUUCUAGUAUAGUACCACUUUAUGAACAAAUAAACAAUUGUCUCUUCUGUAAUAUUUACCUAAAUACUCUCUCAAUUGUUCAAUAAAAUUUUAAAUUAAUGCUCCUAAAGUAAUACACCUAUAAAGUUUGAAAAUUGGGAAAUCAGAUAUUACCCAUUUUCUGCUGGGUCAUGUUUGAUCAUGUGAUACAGUCAGAUUAAUUGUGUGUGGGCAGAAACAUUUGAUGGAUUAUUAUGACUACUUUAUGACUAAACACAACAUUUUGCAUUUUUCAGGCUUUAAAAGAUGGGAGAGUUCCAGGGGUGACAACUCACUCAAAAGGUACCAAACCUUACAGUUGUUUGACUUAUUUCCAUGUCAUGUUUUUAAUGAUACCUACCCUUACCAAAGUAAAAGUAUGGGUUUGAUAUGGCAAAUUAUGGACUAUUAACCCUUUAACUCCCAAGAUCUCAUUAGUAAUUCUCCUUACUAUCUCCCAUACAGUUCUUGUGAUGUCAGUUUGGAGAAUUUGGUAUUGGAUCAACUUAUAAUCUCAUAACUGAUAUUUUUCUUUAUUCUCAUUACUUGUCUCCUUGAUAUUGUAUUGAUAUUGUAAGGAGAAAUUAUGUCUUGGUCACUCAUGGGAGUUAAAGGGUUAACAUGGCCCAUAUAUGGGUAAGAUAUAGGAUGGUUAGACUGACAUAUGGGAUUGAUAUGGUUCCCAGUUUUGUUAAGGUGCAUUUAUUAUCUCUAGAUCUUUUCUGGCUUUAUAAGCAUACUUAAGUAUAUAACCCAAAUUGAAGACAUGUACAUGUUCUGUGUUUAUUAAUUUAUUGCUGAGCAGAAUCAGAUUUAUAAGAUGUAUGCAACUGCACUAGUCAGAUACCUUUAGUUCUUCUCUUGCUUUUCAAUGCUCUGUUAUACUCUACAAGAAAAGAGAGAAGAUUAAGUUUGACAAUGUGUAAGACAAUUUCCUGAACAAAGGAAGAAUUUAAGAAAGUACUGUUAUGUAUGGAGUUUUAACAGGGUUCAACUGUACACUGUACAUUGUAUGUGAUUGUACACACCUCUGAAAAAGGGCUUUUGUCAAACACAAGAGCCAAUUUUCAAGAGUUUAUCAUAUAUUUAUACAUAGUUAUUAUCAUUUUUGAGUGUAUCAAAAAUUCCUCAGACUGAAUGAUCACUGGGUUGUGGCUUAUUAAUUAUCCUGAAACCUUAUGAAGAGAUUAAUUUAAUAAUUUUUGAAUUCCUCUUUAAAGAGAGUAGAGUCCAUUACAGGGUAAUUGACCCCUCCCCCAAUCCAAUAAUUUAGCAGGCUUCCCUGACAAGUAACCAGUUUCCAUUUAUACUCCAAAGCCACUUGAUGAACAUGAAGCAACUUAGCCUAACCUAAGAACACAAUAGAGAGGCUCUGAUCCACCCCUACUACAGGCCUACUUUACUUCUCUAGCACAAAUAGCAAACUGAGCCUUUAAUUGCAAAAGAGAGCAUGAUUGGUUCUUCCAUUGUAUUUAAUUUAUGUUGUAUCAAACUCUAUAUUAUGUAAUUACGGGCUUUUCUAUACACACAGUUAAAACUAAAAUUGUCCUGACAAAAUGAAAGAACAAAUUUUGUCACAUCUGCAUGAAAAAAUUUCCAAAGUCGUCAAAAUUCUGCCAUUGACUGAUCUAAUUUGCCGAAGGAUUUCACCUCCAAUUUUAGGAUUUAUCCUUGAAUCAUUUUUAAACACUACAACAGACAGAGGCCUGUUUUUGAGACCACACAGCUAGUUUCUUAAAUGUAUAUAUCCUACGUAAAUAGCACCCUAGACUAUGACAUAAAAAAUAUUUGAUGAAUACACUAAAACCAAUGGUCCAAUAAUCAAGGAUAAAUUAUGAACAUGAAUGAGAUUCAAGAUACAAUCAAAACUGUCAAUGGUAUGGGUGGGAAGGAAACUAAAACUUUAUUCUUAAAGCUAGAAAUAAAAUUUUUGCUUGCUAGCUUGCCAGAUUACUAAUAACACGGGUGCACAGAUACCUAAGUGUAAUUUAUUCUAAUAAAAGUAAUUUCGCAAUUAAAAUGCAUCAGCGUGGUUAAUAGCCAUAAGCUUUGCUCAAGUCUCAUGACUUGUAAGCUGAACAAAUUGCUCAGUCUUAAGGGAGGGAAAAUACUGAUAAGCACCCUGCCUGUACUCAGUCCAGGUCUCUCAGUUAUUGAUGUUUAGCUUCCCAAUUAAUAAUGAUUCAUAUUUUGUCAAUAGUGCUUAUAUAAGUUUGUCCACUUUGGCCAAAAUUUGUCAAUUCAGCACAAACCAUCCACACUAAUAAAAUGUUGGUGAUGACAGAAAAUUUUUCAUAAUAAACAACUUUUUCGCCAGUGUGGAAAGGCCCUAUGUUGAACAAUUUUGUUGAACAGGUAUUGGGAAUUGAGUGGUAAUAAAAUGUCUGUUUUAUUGUGUACUGAAAACAAAUUAAUACUUUAGAUUUGACAGAUGAAGAAGAUGCAACAGUGGACACUGAAGAUGGUCAAAAGACUCUGAUCAAAAGGUGCAUUUUGUCUGCAAUGACUGAGUUGCUUGGGCAGGGUUGGAAUUGCCAGGAGAUGUGGUCUAAUAGCAACUUCUGACAAAGUGCUCUGACCAUGGAGCAACCCUCCAGACCUUUUUGUAAAUUACAGUUAUUCUCUUUUCUUUUCUUUUAAUCUUUAGUAAAUAAGGCUCAUGCUUAAUAAAUCUAAUGCUAUUAUAAAAUUUAUCACAUCCCUGUUCAAAUCACUGGUGAUCCUUACAAUCUGAUUGGCUUUCACUGGUGUGAUUUAUUGAUGAAAUGCACUAUUUCUUGCUCUAAACUGUAUCAAUUUCUCAGACAAUGAGAAAGCUUUACUAAAAUACAACAGCCAAUCAGAUUUAACAGAUUGUUUUAAGAUGAAUCAAAUAAAAUUUCAGAAAAAUUAAAGACAACUUUUACAACAUUUUAAACUCCAGCUCAGUACUGGAUCAAUAACAUACAUGUAUUUGUACAGGCUUGAAAAAAUAUUAUUUGACUUAACAAUCUUAGACUGAUAUAUUUUGUUUUGCUGUUGAAAUUGAGUUUUUGCAGGAAAAAACUUUAAGAUGUCCAUAUAUCAAUUAAGUAAACCAAAGCAAGAAUUUUAAUUUAUUAUUGGGAGUAGCUACUUUAAAUUUUUUUACCAUUUUUAUUUUGUUCAUACUUUAAUUACUGACUGAAAAAAGAAACAGUUAGGCAAAAAGAACAGUUACCAGUAGUUUAUGUUUUAAGGUUGAGUGUCAUUACCUGAAUAACUUUUCAAACUGCAAGUAAUUGCAACUUGCAUUUCAAAAACCCUUGUCAUUGCUUACUUCACUUGGGAAAAAUUCUCUUGCCCUUGAUUGAUAUUCUUUUGUAUUUCAGAGGAAAAAUUGGAGGUAAGGAAGACACAUGGCACCUGAGGAAAGCUGGUGCCUCCAUCAAACUUUGCAGUGGAGCUGUCCAACAACCCGUGCCAUUUACAUGUAGAUGCCAAUUGUGGAACCCCAGGAGCCUCUCCCCACCCGUUGCCAGUGAUGAGAUAUUGGUUAGCAGUGUUAUUGAACUAUCUCAUGAUGGCCCAUCAAAUCUGGAGUACAGGGAAAAUUUUGAAGGAAUCAGUUUUAAUGUAGCUUUGUUGCACAGUGCCCCAUAUUUGGAGGGGUAUGAGGUGGUUAUCAAGCAACUGACUGACCAAGAGAACAAUGAAUGGAAGGAAUUGAAGACAGAGAAUACAUGGCAUGGAUCAGGUACUGUAAUGUUGUUAUGAAAUGUAGGUGUGAACGAAUUAGUGAAUGAUGUUCUCAGGCUCCCUUCCUCACUGGCAUCAAUGUCAGUAUCUGAGCAAUUGUGCGCCUCCCCCUCUCCUAGCCCAAAAUUAAUCCCAACUUGUAACCCAAACUUAUUAGCUGAUUGUUGUUGGCUUAGGAGAGGAGGAGUAGGUGUGCACUGACUCAGAUACUAGCACUGAUCCUUAUAAUGCAUGACCUACGUACUGCGCUAACAAUAUCAAAAUACGCUUCUUGACACUUCAUGUCCAGAUCCAAUGCUUUUUAAAACAUUUUAUUUUGGUUUUCCGUUUAGUUGCAGCUAAGCAGCUAGUACAUGUAAUUAUUGCAUAAAUGUUACCAGAUUCCAAAGUGCAUUUUAAUCACUAAAAUAUAAAUUUUACCUAAUCACCACGUUGUUGCAAACUUUAUUCUUUGAAGCAUAACUAUUAUAAUGGCAUCUGUUGGUGGCAACUUUAUUGUGUGAAGAUUUCAAAACACAGUUGAAGGAAGCAAAUUCAACCAUUAUUUUUAUUCUCAUGCAGAAACUUCAACAGUUCCCAGGUGGCUUUUCCCAUUUGCACAAGCUGUUUGUGCAAAAUCAGGAGUUUCUUCAUUUGCUGCAAUCUGGCGUCCUAAGUCUUUCAUUUUUUCAAGUGGUACUGCAAUAGGUCCGGAACUGACCUGUAUUGUGCCUGACUUUCCUGAUGUCAGUGUUCAAAUUCCUCAGAGCUGUGUUCCUGUUGAUGAAGAUUUCUGUGUGACAAUCAAGGUACGUGGAACUGUAUAAUUAUAUACAUAUAUGAGUUCAAGUUUUUUAUUUUCCAGUUUUAGUGUUAUAAGUGUUAUGAGAUUGGCGUGAAGAGAUUGUCAAAAACACGAAGAUAAAGCAAAGGUGCUAUAAGAGUACACCCUGUGGCCUCAGCUACUCACAAUAGACCUCUUUAACUUAGUGGCAACAUUGAUGGAAAGAGAAAUAUUAAAAAAAUGUAAGCUUAAUUACAGGACAGUUGUUCAUGUGCUUAAGUUACAUGUGUGAGAAGAUACAAGUAGUAUUGUUCUAUUAAACCGUUUUGGUAACUUUGCAACAAUUGUGGUUCUACUUUCCCCGAAUGUACUCAUGGAUCCUGGAAAUACCCUUUUUAAAAACCAGAUUUUCGAGACCUAACUUUAAGCAACAAACAGAACAUUUGUUUUUGUUUUGCUUCAAUAUAAAUUUCAAAUUGAAGUCGUUCCUGUCAGGUAAAUUGGUUUUGUGGUUCGUAUUGGUUAGCAGUUAAUGCAGUUAGUGAAAGAAGAUGAGCAUGAUAUUAUGAUGAAUUAGCAAAACCGAGGUCUGACUUAUCUGCCAAAGCUGAAUAUAACACAGACAUAAAGUUUGAUAAUUUAUAAUAUCAUGCAAAAUCCAAAUUAAAUUAUUUUUUAUUAUAAAUCUUUUAAACAAACUGCAAAAGAAGACACCUCUUUCUAAAUUUGCAAAAGUUUAAGAACAGUGCACAGACAGAGGGCUUUGAGGUUGAACUCGAACUGGGAGUAACUUGUUUUGCUUUUGAUCUCAAGGUACAAGAAUUUCCAAGCAGUGAGCUAAAAGGAGAGGGAGGACUUGUCGGUCCAGUUCUUUACAUUUCAGGCUCUCAAAAUGUGACUCUCAUCGCGCCUGUAACAAUCAGGAUUCCUCUCACCCUCCGUAAAGGAAAACAAGAGUUGGCAGAGUUAUGUCCUGGUGAACUGAGGAUAUUACACUGUGAAUCACUAGUUGAACCACAUGACUGGAAAGACAUCACAGGUCAAUUAGAUGAACCUGCACGUCUUGUAGAUGGGAAAGUUGAAUUCAAAGUUAGGCAUUUCUCUGGGUAAGUAUUUCUUGCCGGCUUUAAUUGGAAAAUAGUACGCAAGACGUAGAGGAGAUUUAACAGUAUUUUAGUGUACAGUCAUACAUGCAUGUAUUUCUUUUAAUUAAAUAUAGAUUCAAAAAUUGAAAUGAUCACUUGCAUACGUAGACUCAAGGUUACUGUGCAAUGGCUGGUAGUCAUUUCCGUUGGGUUGCUUAAGGUGUAUUUGGUUUUUCCUUAUAUUUGAUAGAUUCCGUCCAAUCAAGUUGAUCAGAUCACUUUUACAAUCUGCUUCGGGCCUCACUGAGUUUAUAGGAAAACUUCCCAGUAGGUCUAGGCCUCACCUUGCCCAAUUUUCGACGUGCUUGUGUAAGACCUCUGUUCCCGGACAUUUUGGACUCAAACUUUUCUGCUAUCCUCCAAGCCUGCAAUAUGAGGUGAACCGGCGAAUAUCAGAGUGUGUCGUGCCCUACAAAGGCGAAGGCAGCUCUCGUAAACCAGUUUGUGACAAGGAGACAAUUUUGGUGUCUCUUUCUCAGGCAAUCAUACCCCAAGGCACAGACGCGAAAAACGCCUUACACUCUGUGAAGUAUAAUAUCGUAUAGUUUAUUUUUGGCCCAUCAAGUACAUAGGAUUUAGUUGAAUACUUCUAGAUACAGUCAUGGUAGUUUUACAUAGAAAUAAUUUAUUCAUUCCAUUGUAAAAUUGAACAUUGUUCGAUUGUCAGUUGACCAUUUUUCGCCACUGCUUUUCUAGGUUUCUUAUUAAUCAAUUGGACUAUGGAGGUAUACAAGUUGGUUUUGUUCGGGCGUGAUUAUCUUCAAAUGCUCGCUUUUAAAGAUUCAGUAGGGCUCUCGUUAAAUGUGCUGUCAUUUUGGAUUGUGAGAAAAGAUUUCAAAGCAUGUGCUUUUCUGAACGAAGACUCGGCUGGUGUAGUGUACGUUGAAUUUGUCUCAUUUAAAUUCAUUUCGUUUUGAACAGAUUCCACGAGGACACAGUUUUUGUCACAAGUGGUGUAGUUUGCUUAGGAAGUAAGAGUGUUCCAGGAGUGAAGUUUUUCGACCAAAGUCGUGAACUUUUGUGCAACGUGACCAUAGUAUUAGCAUCUCAAGUAGGUGACAUUUUUCGGUUUAUGGAUUUGUUAAUCAAAUGUACUUUUAGCCCAGAGCUAAUGUACUACUGAUGCCAACCUUACUGUCGUAGAUGUAGCCCAAGAUGAUAGCAUUACACGUCAGCUUAUUAACAAGAUUUUUAAAUUGUUACCUGUGAGGUUCUCAAGCUAGGUGUUUUUUCCCUCUUGCAGGCAUCUCAUCCAUCUGGGGUCGUCCUUCCCUUGUCAGAAAUUCAAAGAGCUCAGGUUUGUUACUUGUUUAUUCAUUUAAUAAAUAUGGUUGUUUUUUUCUUCAGCCCCUCCUUCCUUAAAUUCUUACCUCUGUUAUUCCUUUGGUUGGUCUUUCAGUCGUAUGACUGGCUAUUUCGUUCUAUUUUCAACCAAGGCUAUUGAAUUGUAACCGUUUCGGUAUUCUGGCACCUUUCUUUUUAUAAAAGCAGUCCUUCGUGGAAAAUUCGGAGUCAAAGUCUAACCGUUGUCUGUUGCGGUUUUGCAGGAAAUGCCUCGGUCAAAUCGAAACAUUCAAUCCUCAGUGGACGUAGAUUCACUACAUGAGCACGGCAAGAAAUUACAUGUCACUCUUCUAGCAACUGAAUGGUGUUCGGCAAAGGGUGGUUUGUCCACCAUAAACAGAGUGCUCGCCAAACAGUUUUCAUUAAAUCCCAAUGUAAAAGUCACUUUGUUUGCUCCUCCAUUUGAAUGUGAAUGUAAGGAAAAAGACAAAGCAGAAGCUUUUAAAUGUGAUAUUAAUAUUAAGGAAGCAGAUGGAAGAAUGUCAAACUCCACAAACCCCCUCGAGUGGUUGGCGUUUCCCCCGGAGAAACUCCACAUAGACGUGGUUAUCGGUCAUAGUUGGAAGCUUGGGUGGCAGGCAGAGGAAAUCAGGAGAAGCCACUCCUGUAAGUGGGUACAGAUGGUUCACACAUGUCCUGAAGAACUUGCCAUGCACAAAAUCUCCGACAAACCUCUCUCCAGAGGUGAAGAGAAGCAUGUGUCGGAAGUUUCCCUGUGUGAAAAAGCCGACCUUGUUGUUACCAUAGGACCCAAAUUACAGGAAGCUAUUGCUAAGUCCCUCCGACCUUGCAAAGAAGAAAAAACUGUAUUGUCAAUAACACCAGGUGUCUUUUCUGAAUUUAAGUGUGCGAAAACUUCUGUGGCUGACUUGGAGAAUUUUUACAUUUUAGUUUUUGGCCGUUGUGAUCCAAAGGAUUUGCCCAUAAAGGGCUAUGAUAUUACGGCAGAGGCCGUGGCUAGUUUGCGUCAUAGAUCAUAUCACCUUACCAUCAUUGGUGCAAACACUGACAAUCAAAAAGAGCUUGUUGAUAUUUUAGUCAGUUUUGGUAUACCACAUUGUCAGUUAACUGUAAGAAAGUUUUGUAACGAUCGGGAAUUUUUAAUCAAAUCGUUGCUGGAGUUUGAUCUCGUCCUCAUGCCAUCAAGAACAGAAGGGUUUGGUUUAACUGCCCUCGAGGCAUUAUCUGCCGGUAUUCCCAUUCUUGUGAGUGGAAACUCGGGAUUUGCUGAAGCAUUGAAGAAAGUGGAAUUUGGUGAAUUUUAUAUUGUAGAAGACUUUACGGAUGCUAAUGAAUGGGCAUAAAAAAUCGAUUCCAUUCGACAGAAGGAACGGCGAUUGAGACUUAAAGAGAUUCGACAACUACGGACAUUCUAUGAAGAGAAGUACAGCUGGGAGAGUCAGUGUCAAGACCUUGUGGCGACAAUGUCAAACAUGGUUUAUGGUAUGAUCUAGUUUGUUUUCUGUCUGUUUGUUCGGCAGGAAGGAUACAUGCAACACAGAACGAAUCAGAUUGUUCAGUCUGAUUCUUUCAUACUGUUGUUUUUGUGACACAAGGGAGUAACAAUAGUGAUUGAGAUUUGUUUUACUUACUUACUUCAAGCGCCCUCUACCUGGAGUGAAAAAGAAAAUUUCCAUUCCAACCAUGGUUACAUGAAAUUUUCCAUCACUUUAUACAUUAACCAGCUCACGUUGUCUUUUACCGUCGUAAUUCCUUUUAAGUCCUCAAAACCGCACUUGCUACUCCCACUCCAUUGUUUUCUCCCACUGGACUAGAAUAAACUCAAUGAUAUUAAUUCGUUCUCCUUGUUGUCUAGCUGAACUCUUGCGUCCAAAACUGGAAGAAGUGAAGACGAACACCAGAUGGAAUGCACUCAUUGUGGUGGCCGUAGUUGGAGGCCUUCUGGCCGCAUUCAUUUCUCUCCUACUCCAGAGAGGGUGGAUUGGUUCCUGAAGUGUCCUGCUGUAUCGGAUUAAUGUAACGUUUUCAGUUUUAAACAAGGUUUAUAUUGGACUUAGAACGUCAUUGAUAUUUUUGGUAAUGAAGAUGUAAUAGGCCAAUUUCUAAGUGCCGAAAUGAAUGGAAGAGUUCGAUUAACACUUCUUAUGGGAAUUAGUUGCAUAGAUUUUGGUAAUUAUUUUUCCCAAAAAGAACUAAUAAGCUGGAGAAAGAUAAGCCGUAGACAGUUACAUAACUAGUUGAACUCCCAGAAACAGCAAACAAGAGGUCUGCAACAUGUCUUACGGUAGCGUUAAACGCAUUUUAAAUGCUGCUUCUGGAAAUUUUCAUAGUUCGUACGUUAUCGAAAAUUACGUAGGAUGCCUGUGUUACCACACCUAAUCGUUACCAGGGCGUGAAAUUAAUUUUUUUUUCUGGUAGCCACUUGGCUCCUAAAUUCUUCAAAGUGGUAGCCAAUUCAAAAAAAGUUGGUCGCUGUUUUCAAAGACAAACAAAACUUGCUUUUUACGCUGUCACCGUUCUAGAAAUUAAGUUAGGGAAGAGAUCUUUAACUAGCUACAAAGUGGACACUGGGAUGGAUGAUAUGCAACGUUCAAACUCACCUAAAUCCAAGAUGGCGUCUAGUUAUCGAUCGAGAUGCAUGUGCUGUGUUUUGGAAACAAACUUGAUGAGGAAGUUUGCCGCGGAUUUAUCUUUGCAAAUCUUUUUAAUUCACUUUAUAUCUAGGUAAGGUUAUGAUGAAACCUUCUAGUCGCCACUUUGGCAACCAAUUUUCAGGAUUUGGUCGCCAAAGUGAAAAAUUGUAUUAGGCGCAAUUUCACGCCCUGGUUACCCUAUUUGUUUAAGUUAACAUCAGUUUUGGUCCAUUCAUUCAAUAUCCUGCAAAAAAAUUCUGCUAUAGUAGGCAACAUAGUGACAACAUAACCGUUUUAGGAAUAAAAUCUCUCUUACACGGACAGAAACAACGAAUUUUUCAUCCGAAUAUUUCAAUUGGAAAUAAUAUUUACGGCAACAUGUUUCUAAAGUUAAGGUUUUAUAAGCAUAAAAAUUUUGCAGGUUUUAAAUUUUAUAUAUAUUAUGUAAACUGCACUUGACCCACCAGAAUUAGCUCCUUUAGAACCCCUUAUUCUUUAGGUUGGAAGUCAAGAGGAGAGAAUGAUGAUGAAUCUAGUUGGAAAUAGUUAAACCUUGUUAUCCGUGAGAAUUUUUACAGAACAUUUCACACUUGUUUAUUAUCAAGGCAGAAGAUCUUUCAUGGUACAUUCACAAAAACAAUUCUGCGCAUUUUUCUAUGACAUUUGAUUUGUUUCCUGUGAAACGAAGUUGAAGAGAUGUUGAUGAUAGUCGUGUUUUGUGCAAUAUGGUAAAAGUAGAAAGUCAGAAGAUAGAGUAAUAAUUUUAUUAUGGUUGAAAGAGAAAAAAGAGACAUACAUUCAUAGAUGACGGUACAACAUGUAGCAAUACAGUAAUUGGAAGUACCAAUACUAUAUCAUCCCUUUUAGAGCACAAGAAAGUAAAAACCGCAAAAGAUUCACAGCAUUUAUAUCAGUCUUGGUUAGGCUCAAAAAUACUUGAUGGUUUACGUCAAUGCAACAAACUCUUUAAUUUAAAAC
Molecule: messenger RNA, 19186 nt
Organism: Pocillopora meandrina
Lineage: Eukaryota; Metazoa; Cnidaria; Anthozoa; Scleractinia; Pocilloporidae
Source: the annotation of a GenBank genome assembly